Messenger RNA from Tupaia belangeri chinensis (Chinese tree shrew), 819 nucleotides. It is a transcript of the gene MICOS13, whose product is annotated as mitochondrial contact site and cristae organizing system subunit 13. The transcript has 4 exons. Gene Ontology annotation, cellular component: mitochondrial crista junction; MICOS complex. Bases 354 to 710 code for a protein of 118 amino acids. The record is from RefSeq and is a predicted model, not a curated record. Gene Ontology annotation, biological process: cristae formation. NCBI's taxonomy places the organism in Eukaryota, Metazoa, Chordata, Mammalia, Scandentia, Tupaiidae.
CGGGUCGCUUGGGCUCCGACAUCUUCCUCGGUCACCAUCAAGUGUCGCUGCAGGCGCCCGACCCCUGUGGCCCACCGCACGCCCCCAGAACUACAUUUCCCAGGAGGCGUCGCGGUCAGGUGCCUCGCGGGGCGGUGCCGACUACAUUUCCCGGACGGCUUUGCGGCGGGCCUGACGCCUACAUCUCCCAGAGGCCUCUAGCGGUGGGCCCGCCAUCCUUCUCUGGAGUCUCGGGCCCUGACGGAACUCCCACUCCCGGAGGCCUUUGCGGCUCCCAGGACGGACUACAUCUCCCAAAGGCCUCUGCGGGAAGCGGCGGGCGAGUGGAGUGUCCUUGCGCGGAGCGAGCGACCAUGGUGGCCCGAGUGUGGUCGCUGAUGAGGUUCCUCAUCAAGGGCAGCGUGGCGGGGGGCGCUGUGUACCUGGUGUAUGACCAGGAGCUGCUGGGACCCAGCGACAAGAGCCAGGCGGCCCUGGGGAAGGCGGAGGAGGUGGUGCCCCCCGCCGUGUACCAGUUCAGCCAGUACCUGUGCCAGCAGACGGGUCUGCAGAUUCCCCAGCUCCCGGCUCCUCCAAAGAUUAACUUUCCGGUCCGCGACACCUGGAAUUCAGGUGUUGUCCGGGUGAUGUCGGCCCUGUCUGUGGCCCCCUCCAAGGCCUGCGAGUACUCCAGGGAGGGCUGGGAGUACGUGAAGCAGCGAGCCAAGUAGCCAGCCAGCGGUCGCCCGCCCGCAGACCUGAGGACUCCAGACUGGGACCCACUCCAAGAGCAGCUCCUGGCCUCCCCGGCCCAAUAAAGGACUUCAGAAGUGUCCCCAA